Molecule: messenger RNA, 722 nt
Organism: Xenopus tropicalis (tropical clawed frog)
Lineage: Eukaryota; Metazoa; Chordata; Amphibia; Anura; Pipidae
Gene: abracl
Product: ABRA C-terminal like
Exons: 4
Coding region: 215-514 (99 amino acids)
Cellular component (GO): cilium; lamellipodium
Source: RefSeq, a predicted model, not a curated record
AGCUCCUAUACGAUUGGCUUUUCCUUUGCUUGGGAGCGGCUUCUUAUCACUAAGCUCUGUCCUACACAAAGGAUUUCCGUUCUUCCUUGUUUCGGUAAAGCGCGAUCUUGCAGUCCUCCCUUGUCCAAUCUGUUGGUUGGUCAUUGCAGAACCAGUCUGUUGCAUCAUCUAAGAAACCAUUUCGUGGACACUGAAGUGGUUUAGUUAAACGACAAUGAAUGUAGACCAUGAAGUUAACCUGCUCGUAGAAGAGAUUCGACGACUCGGUUCAAAAGGUAUAUGGAAUGGCUUGGGAGCAGCCGAGGGAUUGAAGCACCCUAUGGAAGUAUGUAAUGAUGGAAAGCUAAGCGUGAAAUUUGGUGUGUUGUUUUCUGAUGACAAAUGUGCCAACCUAUUUGAAGCUUUAGUAGGAACUCUGAAAGCUGCCAAAAAGAGGAAGAUCGUAACAUAUCAAGGAGAGCUUCUUUUACAAGGAGUGCAUGACAAUGUAGACAUAGUACUUCUGCAGGAUUAAAAUGUCUUUGCUAAUGCCAUUGGGACUUCCCUAAAUCCUUCAGGAUAGAAAAAUUGUUUCAGGCCAACUGUAAACAUAAUCAAAUGACAAAAUAUACUUUUUUAUCUUGUAUAUUUCCAAGAUUGUAAUUUUGAAAACGUUCUAUUUUUUGUAAAUUGAAAUGCCAACGCUAGCAAAAAAUAAAACGGUUAAAAACACUUUGAUAAAA